CAUUACAGCUUCAGCUGGGAGGAGGCUUGGUGUUUAGUGAGAAGCUGAACUAUAAAAGGCAGGAGUUCACAUGUUCUCUCCAAUUCUCCACUCAGACGACUGAUUCAACAUGAAGCUUUGUGGAGUCCUCGUCCUGCUGUCCACUCUGUCUGUUGCUUACGGACUGAAAUGCUACCAAUGUCUGCUCGUCCCGGACGCUAAUUCAUGCACAGAGAUCGUAACUUGUCCUGCCCACCUGGACCGUUGUGGCAGUCUGAGUUUGAGUGGUGUGAUCACUAAGGGCUGCGAGUCAAGUCUUUUGUGUAAAAGCCCUAUAAAAUGUUGUUCAGAGGACUUGUGUAACAGUGCCAUACCCACCGGUUCCAGUGUGCUUCUCCUACUGGUAUCUGCAGCCAUCACCACAGUCUUUCUCUGACACUCCCGGGGAACAUUUUGCAUUUUCAUAAACCCAAUCUGUGCCGCUGUGGAAGUAUGUUAAAUAUGUAAAAGUCAUGAAUGAGUGCAGGUCGGAAAUUGUUCAAUAAAAGUACAACAUAACUGACCACUGAUUUGUUAAUUUUGUGUGUUCUGUAUGUCACAUCACAGCAGCAGUUGCUUUGUUCAUAAACUACACUAAAAAAUGGACAUAAACAUAUGAA
This is a messenger RNA of Scatophagus argus, 638 nucleotides long. Its product is annotated as lymphocyte antigen 6B-like. NCBI's taxonomy places the organism in Eukaryota, Metazoa, Chordata, Actinopteri, Scatophagidae. The transcript is spliced from 3 exons. The record is from RefSeq and is a predicted model, not a curated record. The coding region runs from base 110 to 415 and encodes 101 amino acids.